AUGGUUCUUUCUAAGCCCGAGAACAAGCACGUCCUGAAGGCCUUUGACCUCACCGGCAAGGUUGCUGCCAUUACAGGCGGUGCCCGGGGUAUUGGACUUGAGGUUUCGAGGGCCCUCGCAGAAGCUGGUGCCAACGUGGCCUUGAUCUACAACUCGUCUAAAGCGGCAGAAGCCAUUGCCGAAGAGAUCGUUACCCAGAACAACGUGAAAUCAGCUGCCUAUAAGGCGGAUGUUGGAAAUCAGGAGGAUAUUGAAAGGGUAAUCCAACAAAUCGCCUCAGACUUUGGCAAGCUCGAUAUUAUCGUUGUGAAUUCGGGAGUUACUUCCAAUAUUGCGGCGGAAGACUACACCACGGAACAAUGGCGUGACAUCAUGAAAGUGAAUCUAGAUGGCGCGUUUUAUAGCGCACAGGCGGCUUCUCGGAUCUUCAAGCAACAAGGACAUGGAAAUGUCAUCUUCACGGCCUCUGUCAGUGCAACAUUGGUGAAUGUGCCUCAGAAGCAGGCAGCGUACAAUGCCUCCAAAGCCGGGGUCGUGCAGCUGGCAAAAUGUCUGUCUGUUGAAUGGGUUGACUUUUGCCGGGUCAACUGCGUUUCCCCGGGGUUCAUAGCCACGGAGAUCCUCGAUAUCCACCCACUGGAAUGGCGCGAGAAAUGGAACGACAUGGUGCCGGCUAAGCGAAUGGCUGAUGCCUAUGAACUCAAAGGAGCCUAUGUGUUUUGUGCUUCCGAUGCCUCGAGCUAUAUGACUGGAGCCAACCUCGUGAUUGAUGGCGGCUACACGCUGCCUUAA
Molecule: messenger RNA, 792 nt
Organism: Aspergillus neoniger CBS 115656
Lineage: Eukaryota; Fungi; Ascomycota; Eurotiomycetes; Eurotiales; Aspergillaceae
Product: SDR family oxidoreductase
Exons: 5
Coding region: 1-792 (263 amino acids)
Cellular component (GO): intracellular anatomical structure
Molecular function (GO): oxidoreductase activity, acting on NAD(P)H, oxygen as acceptor
Source: RefSeq, a predicted model, not a curated record